Molecule: messenger RNA, 8368 nt
Organism: Styela clava
Lineage: Eukaryota; Metazoa; Chordata; Ascidiacea; Stolidobranchia; Styelidae
Source: RefSeq, a predicted model, not a curated record
UGGACAUUUUCUAAGAAAAUAGUUACUAUAUUUGUUGAUUAAUGCCAUAUCUUUAUUACCCUUUCUCUUUUAUUAGGUUGUUUAUUGUCUGCCUUAUUAAUCUAAUCUUCUUUACUUUAAAAAUCACCAAAAAAUGGACAUUUUCUAAGAAAAUAGUUGAUCAUAUAUGAGAGUAUCGAAGUUUGAACAGUAUUCAGAGCAAAUUCUGUUCUAUAUAAACACUGAAUUAUACAUGAAGUUUAAAAAAACUAUGAAAAAAACAUAGUAAAUUGAAUAAAAGAUUGCAGCUUACAGCAUCAGAUUUUCAGUAUUACAUCAACUACAGUUAUUUUAAUUUCAAAUUCCGUGCAUUUUACUAGGAUUUUAUGAUACAUAUAGGAACAGAGUUGAAUAAUUUUUGUAUAUUCAGUCAUGUCGAUUUACGAUGGUUCUGUACCUCGUCAAGUCGCCACUAUCAACAUUCUAGGAUGUGCUUCUGUUGACCCUGUGUCGAAGCUACAUGAAAAUUUAUUCAGACCUUAUGAAUGUGAUGCUUGUCACAGAACCUUCUCAAGACAAUCUGAACUAAUUCAACAUAAUAGGGCUCACACAGGUGAAAAACCAUUUGAAUGUAAUCAAUGUGGGAAGAGAUUUUCAAGUAGUCAAAUAUGGGUGGAUCACAUUAGAGUACAUGCUGUUGAAAAAACACAUUCAUGUGAAGUAUGCGGGAAUGUUUUUGCAAAUAAUAACAAGUUAACAAAUCAUAGGAAAAAACAUGAAAGUAUUUCCAAACGAAUAUGUGUGAUUUGUGGAGAAAUGUUUACCAGAGAGAAAACGUAUGACAUUCAUCUGAGUUUGCAUUAUCCUGAUGAUGGAGAUGGAAGGAGAGAUAGCGGACAACUUCAUUCAAACACUGCGAUAAGCUGUGGUGGCGAAACGGUUUCUCCAGAAAACAGUAGUCCAGUCUUGACUGAAAACCAGCAGAUCGUGAAUGGGACUACCCCUGAACAGCAGGUGGCACUAAUGGAUAAGUUGAUGGAUAAAGAUUUGUGUUGUAAAGUAUGUGAAGUUCCUCUCCAGACGAAGAAAUCUUUUAUCGAACAUAACAUCAAACAUACCGAUAUAAAGUCUGUUUAUGCAUGUAAAACAUGUGACAGAAAGUUUUUUUCAAAGGAAAUUGUUGAAGAACAUAUCAGAAUUCAUACCGGGGAAAAACCAUUUCCAUGUUACAUUUGCGGACAUAGAUUACGUCUCAAAAGUACCUGGUCUCAGCAUAUUAGAUUGCAUACUGUAGGAAAACCAUAUAACUGUGAUGAAUGUGGGAAGCGAUUUAGCUCAAAAACUUUGUUAACAGAUCACAGUAGAAUACAUACAGGCAAGAAGGAAUUUGUAUGCAGUACUUGCCAAAAUCGUUUCACACAAAAAUCAGCUCUGAAGGCACACAUGGUGUACAUGCAUUCCCAAGACAGACUCCAUCCAUGUUCUCAAUGUGACUAUAGAGCUGCAAGAGCAUGUGAUCUUAGACGGCACGUUUUAAGAAAGCAUGGAGUUGGUGCAUCAUUUCAAUGUAUUGAUUGUAAAAGGAAUUUUUACAGCAAAGAUUUACUUGAAAGACAUAUGAAAACUCAUGCAAAACCUAUAGCUUGUUCUAUAUGUAAAGAAACCUUCAGUAGUAAAACAGACUUCAUUUUACAUAAGAACUCACAUGAUGUCAAAAUAAUUCAUUUCACCUAUCAACCUUGUAACCCAGACCCUGCGAGUUUGAAUACUGACGCAGUGGGUGAUGAACUGAUGCUGUUUGGCCAGACUGAGGAAGUACCCAAAGAAUCUUAUUCAUGCAAAGUCUGUAACAAAGAGUUUCCAGACCAAACUUCUUUAGAAAAACAUGAGCAAGCUUUCGCAGGAAAAAAACCAUACAAAUGUGGUCAUUGUGGGAAAUAUUUUCAUAUCAAAGUCUGUGCUCAGAAACAUAUUUUAGGACAUAUUAACAAUAAAUCUUCUAAAGCAAAAAUUUCAGCUACUGCUUCAGAAAAUUGAAAAUAAAAUGCUUCUAGAAUUUUGAAUUUAAAUUUUCAAGCAAACAGCUCAGGUACCCAAUUUCUAUUAGAUUCCACUGAUAUUAAAAAUGAUGUAUAAUGUGUAGUACUCUUUAUUUUCACAUUUAACUAUGAUAUUUUUGUGGGUUAUAUCAUUUAUAUAGUGUGUUUUAUUCUAAGAAUUCAACAGAUAUUAAAAAUGAUGUAGUACUUGCCAAUUGAACAUUUGGAUCAGGAUAUACUUAUGAAUUUUGUCAUAAUAUUUUUCUGCAAUAUUUAUCUCAAAUAAUUGCAGCCCUGGAUUGCAUUACUGAUAGACUUUAUUGCUCAUAUUAUCUGUGUUCUUUUUUUCUACUGUUUGAAAAAAAUGAAUGUGACUUGACUUUUUGGCUCCAUAUACUCCUGGUCUGACUGACAAUAAUUGCCAAAUAAUAGUCUGACCAAAGUAUCAACUUUCUAAGCUCGUUUUUAUUUUUGUAUGGAUAAUAUCUCUUUUCAUCUUUGUUUUCAAAUAUGGUAAAUGCUGUCAUUUUAUUUUCUGAAUAUCAAAUUUUUUUUAAUUCUGUUAAUACUGAAUGUUCUGGAUAUCUCUAGUCACAGAAUAUUGUAUACAAACAGGGCAAUUUGGGAAUGAACAGACUGUAAGCUGUUAAUAAAGUGUGCCAUCUUUUGUGUGGGUUAUUAGUGGUUUAUGCUAAAUGGGAAAAAAACAUUGACUUAUAUUCUUGGUGCAGCUGAGUAUAGCAUGGCAUUAAAUAGUGCAGGGCUUCCCAAACUGAGGGGACGCAAUGAAUUUACAAAAAGUACACCGAUUUCACACAAAGUACUAUAUUUAUUGUACUUCUUUAGACUUUUGAUUCAAAACACUAUUAUUAAAACUAGCGCAAAACAUAAAUCUCACGAUUCUUAGAGAAUACAUUGGAUCAGAGAAGCGGCACGCUAGCAUAACAAUGCUGACUUUGAUCGUAAGACCCGAAAUGGGCGCACUUUUCGUAACAGGGGGUCGCGAAACUUUUUAAUAUAUUGGAAGGGGUCGCGACCUAGAUGUUUUGGAAUCCCUGAAAUAGUGUGUGCAUCUAUUGUUUAAGCUUAUCUUUCCAAACAUUUUUGUUUGCUAUUGUAUUUUUCAAUUAUAUGUUUAUUAUCUAAUAUUGCCUUUUGUCAUCAGGUAACAGGUUAUAAAUAAGAAGCCUUGUUUUCUUUCACCAAAUUUGAUCUUUAUUUUGAUUGUUAUUGUUUAUCAAUUCUCGUUAUUUUUGUUUACAGUCUAUAGUUAGGUUUAAUCAAACCCAGUUGAACUACUAUGAACUGCUUUCGGAGAAAUUCCAUUUUUGGUCAUUAUGAAAAGGGUAAUGCAAGAUUUUGAAAAUUACGGGAUCAAAAUUCGCUGAGACUUACUAAAACAUAUUCUGCAUCAACACGGAGUGUCGUUUCAACCAGACGCCAGGAAAAAGGGAUAUUAACAGCAUAGUGCUUCAUUACAAGUAUUGUUUUCUAAGUAUCUACGGUUCAGAUAUGUUUAUUUUAGAGAUGAGAGCGUGAUGUACGUAGUGAACCAGGAGACUGUGCUAGAACCCAUCAGGGUUCCCCGAGUUGAAAUUAGAAGCGAAAGGAUAUUCGUGGGAUGGGAAGGGGGAUCGCCUGUAAGGGGCCUAUGCGGUAUGAAUAAUUAAAAUAACGAUAUAAUUGAAUUGUUACGAAUAUACAUAUGCUUAAACUGUGAUAAUGACCUAAUGAUUGACAGGUAUCUGGAAUGCAAAAAGAAAAGAAAAAAACUGAAGUAUGAAACUUUUCCACUUAGGUUAGGCAGGCCACAUUAAAUAAUUGCACGGGCCGCUGUUAAGGAACCACUGCACUAAGCCAUUACACCUACAUUAUGGAUAAUAAUUACAUGAUUCUGCUAUAAAAUUGGCUUAUACAGAUUAUUCGAAACCGAAAUUGGUGGAAACAUUAAAUUCAUGAAUACCAUAUAUUGACACCCCUGUUGUAUCGUGGAUCAGACCAUCAUUUUUGUAUUAUGUUAUCUUUUUUCACUCCAAGCAAGGCUCUACCAAAUAGCAGCCACUGGUUUAUAACUACCGGUAUAUGUACCGUAUUUUCCGGCUAUUAAGUCGAUUUUCUGGACCCAAUUUUUUGGCCUGAUUUUUUUUUUUGGUGGGGGGGGGGCGUCUUAUUGGGAAGCUAUGCUUAUUUUAUUUCUUCUGAGGUCGGCUCAUUUUUUGAAUGAGUCUUCUUGAACAUGAUUUGUGUGAACUUAUCUGGAUUGAUAUAUUUUAUAAUGGUGCCAAAGUGUCUACCGGUUAUAUAAUUGACUUUUGACUAUCACCUGUUAUUUGUCUUAUUCUUUUUAAAACCUGGCCAGUGUGAUGAAGUACUCCCUUCCUUUUCAUGCCUGAUAUCCAUACUUCAAAAAGAAAAGCGCUACCACCAAAUAAAGUGAUUGAUUUAUGACCCUUCAGUUUUGACGAUUCAGAUGACACCAGACUGAAAAACAAAGAUUUUCACUAGCCCAUGGCUGUACAGCACACAAUAUUCACAGAAUUGUUCUAUUUACACUAAUAUUGGAGGUAAUAUUGUUUGGACUUGAUGGGAAUAUUAUUGGGAUAAGACAAUGAGUUCUUUGGAAGAUCAACAGGAUGAGACAGUAAUUGAUUUAACACACGAAGAAUCGACAACCAUCUCAGAAUCUGGCAACCAGGUUAUCGAAUCAAAUGAAUUUUCUGGUGAAAGCAGCAGUUCUUCUGGUUUUCAAGAUGAAAACCACUCAUCCGAAGAAAUUGUAAAAUUACACAAAGCUCGAAAUGAAUAUAUUUGCCAAUUUUGUGAAAAAAUCUUCAAGGGUAAACCAUGCCUUGUGAAACAUGAAAUUAUGAUUCACUUCUGUAAACCUACAUGUCCUGAUUGCGGAACUAAUUUUACUUCAUUGAAACACUUAGAAAAUCAUUUUGAAGAAUACACAGAAAAAUUAUAUCUUGAAUGUGUGAAAUGCGCUAUGAAUUUUUCGAAGGAAAAAAAUUUUCGAACUCAUUUGGAUUUAAACACAUGCUGGAUAUACUUUUGCGAAAUUUGUGGGGAUUUGUUUCAGUUUCAUGAAUUGAAAGAUCACAUGCGAAGUCACACAGGCGAAGAUUCUUAUCAUUGUGAUUCAUGUGGAAAAGAAUUCAGUUCUGAGACAUCGGUUUUGGAACAUAUGCAAACUCAUAAUAAUGAGAACACACUUGAGUGCGAUUUAUGUAAAAGAAGAUUCAUCAAGGAAGCACAUUUUAAUAAACAUGUGCGAGGAAUAUCCAGAUAUAUUUGUACAGUUUGUGACAGACAGUUUUGCACAAGGUGGUUGUACAAGAGACAUGUUCAAUCUCAUGAUAUAGAAAAACGAACCUGCUCAAUAUGUGAGCUUAUUUUUUCAUCAACACAUAUGCUCGAAAUGCAUAAAAAAGGGAAAAAACAUGCAUAUCAAUCCUCUAUCAAUAAUCAUAAAAGUUCGCAACAUACAUAAAUAUGUAACGCCACAUAGCAGAACAGGAAACUGUUUGCAAUGGCUAUUCAUUUUAGUUAUGGUUAAUAUGUGACAAUUUCUAAGACAAUGCUUUUUACAAUAAACAUGCUUGAAAAGUAACCAUUAAAUGGAAAUUUAAUUGAAGCAUUCUUGAAAGUCUGACUAUGACUACAACCUUAUUAAAGUACUUUAAAUUAAGCGCAAAUUAUUUUUUCAAAAAAGAGUAGAAGUUGAAUAAAAAAUUGUGACUCUGAUUUCCGGUGUUCUUGAAAUCUGACCCAGAGGGAGACUAAAAUAAAUGAUUUCACUAUCCUGCCAAAUCCCAUCAUGUGUUGGAAAAUCAUGAGCGAACUUACUAAUUUUUUGUAAAUUGCAAUCAAUUAUCUUACUUUCCUGAUUCGAAAUUUUUUUCUGGACGAGUUACCUUUAGUUCUGAAAUCAGACAGUUUCUGUACAAUCCUGUGCUACUUGUAUGGAAAAAUAUCAUUGAUGAUUCUUGACAAAAUUAUUCAAUUCCCAGUGCUAAUGUUCAUUGAUUUAUUUUUGUAACAAUCGUGUCAUAUAUUAUUAUCGAAUGAGCAAUCCACAAUUUCUGUUAAAUCUGCUAUUAAUUAAGGGUAGUCAUAAUAGUAUCAUAUUAUGCAAUUUUACACAACAAUUACUUUCGCUUUCGAACAAGGUCCUGUAAAAUAAAAAGCAGCAAUUGCAAAAUCUGCAAUUUUUAAAUUUCUGUGUCAAUAUUGCCUACCCAAUUUAUUACACCCUGUGUGGUAUUUGAAACCAAGAUUGUAAAUAGCAUUCAAAUACUUGAAACCUAUUUUCAUGCUUCGCAUUAAGCUUGUACUUUUGUGUUUAUAACAGACAUUUAUUAUUUUUUCUUCUGUCUUUUGUAGUAGUUUUACAUUUUACAGUAGCGACAUUAUAGGUUUUGGAGGAAUAUUAUAUUCUGCACUGUAUUCCUUUUAGCUAUGUUGUGUAUCUGUCGGUCAGAUAUUGCCAUGUUACCACAAUAAAACCGAAGUAGCUUAUACUGUAGCUUAUAAAAUAGAUACAGGGAGUCCUCGACUUACGACGUUGUUCCGUUCUCGAGACGCGGUGUAACCCGAAUUUCAGUGUAAGUCGGAACAAUCAAAAUGGCGUACAGUAUUACUGAAACUGUGUACCAUGUGACUGAAGCUUAGUGAUUAUUCGUUCAUAAUCGUAAUAGUUAGAAAUUGCCCCAGUCAAUUACGAUGUAAAUGACGAAAAUCAAUAAUGAGCCCAAAGCACUGAUUUUCUUGAUCACAAUGAUCCAGUAAUCUCGAAACAGCGUUAUGGAGUGCGCUUCGUAACCUCAAAACACCGUAAGUCAGCGUUUUUCUGGGAUUUGGUUAUUUUCCGCAAGUUGCUUAUUAACUGACCAACAGAAAAGUAGCCCUGUCUUAUUGGAGGGCUAUAUUAUGGAAAAACCCUAUUUUUCAGUGCUUCAUCUUACUUGCCGGGUUUACUUAUUUGCUGGAAAAUAUGGUAUGUCCAUUUUCAGGCUUGACUAUUUGACCUGAAAAUUGGAAAAAUGUGAUUUUUUUAAACCCUAAACGUUAAAUAAGCUAAUCUGCUUCUACUGCGGCUAUAUAUUAUCUAUUUAUACUUGAUAUUUCAAUCAAUAUUGUAUUCCAAUUUAAUUUUCCCAACGUCGCAACCUUGUUCUUGGAGCUCUGGCUCAGUUUUUUGUUCGAAGCAGUGGGGAUUCAGUCUUUGCAUAAACAGUCUUUGAUAUUUAUGGAUUAUCCAUAAGUACCGUACAGUAUUUUUUUCUGGUUCUUCAAUUGCUGGUUCUGGUUCUUCAAUUGCUGGUCUUCUGAAAUAUUCACUUCUGGUGUAGAGUAUACGACAAAAAUAUAUCCUCGCAUAUAAAGCCAUGUUUGAAACUUGAAAAAAAUUACAAAACUAGGAACUGGCUUAUAUGGCAUAACUCUGAUCACACUAAUCUGCAAUCAUUUGCUGUAUGGUAUGUUACGAUUUGUAGGGUUGACCUAAAUGAGAAGUUUUAUAAAUUCACAGUUUGGGGGUCUGCAUAUACUUGCCUUACUUGUUUUGCGCGAUCAUUUCCUGUAUUCUUCUGUAUACUUGUUGUUUUAUCAAUUUUUCCUACACACACACUAUACGGAAUUUUUUGGUUCCAUUUAUUUUCAUGUUUUUGAAAAAAUCUUCUGUACAUAUGUUAUAUGCGGUGACCGUACACUUGAACCCAUGUGUAUAUUCGCGCGUUCAAUCUAUAUGCGGGUGCUAAACCCAUGGGUUAGGGUUAGUAUGGGUUCAAAUAUCCGUAAAACAACAAAAUUUUUCAUAGGUGCAAUAGUGUGCAGGUGCAAUCGUCGUGGGUUCAAAUGUAAUGGAACCGUUAUAUGCAUAAGCUGUAUGUUGUGUGACUUUAAUUGUAUGUUGUGUGACUUUAAUUCUCAAAUUCUCUUCGAACUUGAUUUGUAUCUUGAUUUGUAUCUGCAACUAUCACGUUAUUUUUGCUUCGUUCUCUGCACCAUACCUUAUGUAAAUUGAAUUUCUUUGAAGUCUGAUAAUAGAUUCUCUAUUAGUGGCCAGCCUGAUGAACUUGUGUUUAAGAACUUAGAUUCAAUGAUCUACACCAAGUAAAAGGUCUAAUAAAAGUGUGAGGGAAUUGCUGAAUCAAAAAAAUUUUGGUCCUUCUAUAAAAAAUUCUAACAUAAUUAGUUCAAACUAAAGUGCUAACUACUAGGCCACAAGUUUUUUAUAUUCAUCAUUGCUUAUAAAUGUGUUGAACUUCUUAUUUCUGUGUGUGUUGAUGCCUUUGAGAUUAUUUUCUCAUGAAUUUUAUUCAGUUCUUUGAAUUCAGUAUUCAUUA